AUGGCUUCCCCACAGCAAAUCAACAAUCUUCAGAAUUCUUUUCAAUCGGCCGUGAACUUGGGCGGAUCGCCAGGUAUCGUGUCGACCUCGCCCACGCAGUCGUUUAUGAGCUCGGUGCCACGCAGAGUGAGUGCUUCGAGACAGACUAAAGCUUUGAAGCCUUUCUCGACUGGCGACAUCAAGAUCUUGUUGCUGGAAAAUGUGAACCAGACCGCAGUGGAAAUCUUCAACGGUCAAGGCUACCAGGUGGAGUUCCACAAAUCGUCUUUGAGUGAAGACGAACUAAUCGAGAAAAUCAGGGAUGUGCACGCAGUCGGUAUCAGAUCCAAGACCAGAUUGACGGAGAAGGUAUUGAAGCACGCUAAGAACCUUGUGGUCAUCGGAUGCUUCUGUAUUGGUACCAACCAGGUUGACCUCGACUACGCGGCCAAGAUUGGAGUUGCUGUUUUCAACUCGCCUUUCUCCAACUCCAGAUCAGUUGCUGAGCUUAUUAUGGCUGAGGUCAUCUCCUUGGCUAGACAACUUGGCGACAGAUCUAUUGAAAUGCACACCGGUACCUGGAACAAGGUUGCUUCCAAGUGUUGGGAGGUCAGAGGCAAGACGUUAGGAAUCAUCGGAUAUGGUCACAUUGGUUCUCAGUUGUCUGUUUUGGCUGAGGCGUUUGGUAUGCAGGUGUUGUACUACGAUAUCGUGACCAUUAUGGCUUUGGGUACUGCUAAGCAAGUUUCUACUCUGGACAAGCUGCUCAGUGAGUCGGACUUUGUUACCUGUCAUGUUCCUGCUACCGAGGACACCAAGAACCUCUUAUCCGCUCCACAGUUUGCAGCCAUGAAGGAUGGGUCUUACGUGCUGAACGCUUCUAGAGGUACAGUCAUUGACAUUCCAUCCUUGAUUCAGGCCAUCAAGGCCGGCAAGAUCGCAGGCACUGCCCUUGACGUUUACCCUCACGAACCCGCCAAGAACGGUGCCGGCGCCUUUAACGAUGAGCUAAACAGUUGGAUUUCUGAGCUGGUCUCUUUGCCAAAUGUCAUCCUGACACCACAUAUUGGUGGUUCCACCGAGGAGGCUCAAAGCGCUAUCGGUAUCGAAGUUGCCACUAAUUUGUCCAAGUACAUUAACGAGGGUGCGUCUGUUGGAUCAGUGAACUUCCCAGAGGUCUCUCUGAGAGGUUUGGACCUGGAUCAAGAAAACGUCGUGCGUGUUUUGUACAUUCACCACAAUGUGCCAGGUGUUUUGAAGACAGUCAACAACAUUUUGUCGAACCACAACAUUGAGAAGCAGUUCUCCGACUCCAGCGGUGACAUUGCGUACUUGAUGGCAGACAUUUCCUCGGUAAAUCAAAGCGAUAUCAAGGAUAUCUACGACCAAUUGAACGCAACCGAAUACAAGAUCUCUAUCAGGCUGCUGUAUUAG
Molecule: messenger RNA, 1413 nt
Organism: Lachancea thermotolerans CBS 6340
Lineage: Eukaryota; Fungi; Ascomycota; Saccharomycetes; Saccharomycetales; Saccharomycetaceae
Product: KLTH0A05038p
Exons: 1
Coding region: 1-1413 (470 amino acids)
Molecular function (GO): NAD binding; oxidoreductase activity, acting on the CH-OH group of donors, NAD or NADP as acceptor
Source: RefSeq, a predicted model, not a curated record